Molecule: messenger RNA, 757 nt
Organism: Mizuhopecten yessoensis (Yesso scallop)
Lineage: Eukaryota; Metazoa; Mollusca; Bivalvia; Pectinida; Pectinidae
Exons: 8
Coding region: 224-757 (177 amino acids)
Molecular function (GO): metallopeptidase activity
Source: RefSeq, a predicted model, not a curated record
AUGACACGAGGGGUGCUAUCAACUGAUACACCACGAGGACGUGGUUUGUGUCGCCCGCUGUUUAAACCACGCCUUUCGGGUAAUCGUUAUGUGUAGAAUAUUGUUUAAAUUGAACGGAACUUUUAGUUUAGUUCAAUUUACUUGGAUUUUCUCAAAAAGCUCUGCAAGACACCUUUGGAGAUAGAAGAAAUCUUUGCGGCAUUCUUCUCCCAAAGAACUCAGAAUGCGCUUGGAGACAGGCCUGAGGGCGAUGGUAGCUGUGUGCAUUCUUUUUCACGGCUCACAUGCCCUGAUUAUUGGCAACACAGAUAAUAAAGCUGAGGAUGUAGACAUUUGUGCAACACGAACACCAGAAAGUACUGGUGCCUUUAAAAAUAAAUUUGGACAGUUGCCAGGGCCGCCAGGACAGACGUGUACAAGCGAUCUAUGUCAUGAGGAGAACACCGACAACUACAAUCUGCAUAUGGAACUGAAAAAAAGCAACCAGCAUCUUAUUGAAGGGGAUAUUCUCUGUCAAGACACCAAAAUAUUGCCGGGUCAAAGAGUGGUAACUAAAAAAACAAAACUCUGGAAGCCUAAAAUUAAAUAUAAAAUUGAAGACACCUUUGACAAUCAACAGAAAAAAGCCAUCAGAGGUGCGUUAAAGGAUGUUGAAACAAGGGUACAACAGGAUACCGACUCGUGUGCAUUUUCUUUAACGGAAGAAGAACAUAUUACGGACGACCAGCAUAUCCUCUUCAAGAAAGGAUCAGGGUGA